This is a messenger RNA of Giardia duodenalis, 6036 nucleotides long. RefSeq lists its product as uncharacterized. Lineage: Eukaryota; Fornicata; Diplomonadida; Hexamitidae. The coding region runs from base 1 to 6036 and encodes 2011 amino acids. The record is from RefSeq and is a predicted model, not a curated record. The transcript has a single exon.
AUGUUGGCAACUGAUAAUGCAAUUGGGCAAUUACCUGGACUUUCUAGCCUCUCUGAUGAGGUGGAUGCUUGUUAUCCAACAGUAUAUGAAGACACAAAGGGACUUGUCGAUGCCUUUGUUGUUUUCACUUCUUCUUUCUCUGCUCACAUUAUAGGUCAGGAUGGCGCCAUUAUCUGGAAAGAUAUAACUACAUACGGGAUUGAUAGCAGUUCUAAUCUGAGGAUCACCGUCUAUACCUCGGAGACUAGUCUUUUCACUUUAUCGUUUACUGACGCAGGGGUUUGGUCCACGUGCAAAGAAAAGCUGCUAUUCUGUCAGUUAUCCACAUCUGCUGAUGGAGAUGGCCCAGGAGGUUUCACUCUGCCCCACAGAAGCACGUCCACACUUUGCAGAACAGAGCUCGCUAAUCAGCUGGACUCACACUUAGACUCCCCUACUAUCCUGUCAACAGAGACGUCUGCCGCACAGUCUAAUGAUGCUGGUCGUGCAUUUAGCCCAGAGAUUCUGUGUCUGUAUAUGCACACGUCUGUAUUCGAUGAGUCCUUUAGUCAUGUGUUCAGACUCUUCUAUGAUGUGGUUCUCCUCAAUAACAAUGUGCUGACUACUCUGAUGAUGUCACCCAUGAAGGAGGACAUUCUGGACCGGACUCUUACAAACCUAUCUGCACAUGCUCUCUAUCCCACGCACACUAGACUUCAUGCCCACGAUCUUAUUGGCCUUCUCUCUGUUGUUAACACUUUCGUCUUACGCAAUGUGACACUGUCGUAUGAACUGCUUUCGCACGACAUACGAGUAACAGAUUCUCCUGGAGCACACCUCCGUGGACAGACCCCCAAGGACAGCUUUUCAAUCGAAGAAACGUCUUACCCUUAUCACUCCAUCCGAUACUUGGACAUCCUUCAACAGAUUCUCAGCCAUCGAGUUAUCUCUUUCUCUAGCGCCCAUCAAUGCGUUAUUUUAUCAGAUGAAAGGCUUGCUGAAAGCAUCAUAACCGCAUUGGUGCUAUAUUUUGAUAGUGUAUGUAGCUUUAUUGGGAUAUUUUUCGGUGCACCUGCCCUCGCGCCUCUCAAGCGCUUCUUUAGUACAUCAAGCAACGUGGAGCUUAGCGUAGUCCUGAGCACAUCACUGUAUCAACAACUUCAAGAGAUUCUAAAGCUUAUCUUUAUUGUUCUAUCUGGGUGCUUCCCUCGGGGAGUGUCUGAGCAUCUGCUGGAGUUUAGUCCCUUUCACGCUGCACCGACAUUUGAUUACCAGGCUGUUAGUAAGUACUUCCUAACCCAUGUACAGAAUGGUGACAGCUUAGCCAAAUCUUACCCGUCACACAAGGACACUCUUGAGGCCAUAGUGUAUGCCCAUAGAAAACCCAUGGAUCGAAGGGAUAUGGUCUAUAAUCUUCUCUAUCUCUCAUUCAUUAUCAUUGAUACAUUUAACCAGGCUGCCACUCUUGAUGCAUCUAUUUCCCAGCUGGUAAUCCCCAAUUUUAGCGAAAAGGACUCUCGCCUUCUCUUUGGCGGUCUUCUGCAUGAGCUAGAUGCACAGAUUACCAUAUUUUUCUUAUCAUUGAGUCUUUAUGAAUCAGGAAACGAUUCGUUGGUUAGAGACUUGCUUUUUGGAAACGUUUCUUGGUUAAUAUCAACAGAAUCAAUUGGUCCAGGCUACAAUAGGAAUAUUACUGAGCAUGACAUGGAACUUUCUGUUGAUGCUGUUGUCUAUAACGCAUCAAGGCGCUUUUGGCUUAAUGCUCAACCACUAAUCAUGUUGCUUCGCACACUUAUUUCCAUUUUCCAGUCAUCGGCGCUAUUCCUAUUUGAAUUUGAUCCUGAUUUGUGUGUGCACUUUAUGAAUUGUAUCCUUCUUGUCUUUAUGGACGAGCAUCUUGAUCUACUACACCAAGCUAUUGCUAUAGAAGCUGAACGACAUCUAGCACUUAACCAACGAGACUCCAAGGCCAAUGACGCCUCCUUGAGGCUCCACAUUCUUCUAGUAAUGGAGACUUUGCUUCGAGACUUUAUUCAGCGAAUAAGCUACGUGUUAACAAGUAUUCUAGAAGCUUUCACUUCCAUUUCCUUGUUGGCAACUUCUCCUCCACUAUCUCUCAUCCGCCAAUCCUGCUAUCGGGCUGCUCUGUUGGGCAGUGUCUACUUAGGUAGGCGGGUUGUGCGAUUCUAUCGCUCUGCACAAGAGUCUCCUCUUACUGCUCCACUCACUACCUACACAAGCACAUGCGUGAAUAGUAUCAUUCACAUAUUCAAGCAAUUAACAGAUGCCAGCGUGCAAACCUACCUUGAUCUGUCGACAUAUCUAAUGCUUACGCAAUAUCUAGCGGAGUUCUUGAAUGAUACCACAGAGUCUAGCACUGAAUUGACAGCUCUCAAAGACGUCAUUGCCAGCGGCCUUGUUUCCAUUGUAGUUAGGUUUAUACCACAGAUUCCUGACGGGCUUACCGAGAAUAAGAGAGACUCAAUCAUGUCUUUAUCCUUAGGCCUUGAGAUUAUUACUGCUCUCGAUGUAACGUCAUUGCUGACGCGUUCGUCACGGAGAAAGAUGGAAGAACAAUCCAUACUACAAGUAGUAACAACGUGCUGCACUGAACAGGCUAGACUGCUAUCUCGAUUCAUCGCUCUACUACCUCCAAUUCUCGAGGCACCUAAGCAAAGCACCUUUCUCCCACCACUUCUCCCGGUGAAUACUGAGGCUAGCAUGACUAUUAAUAUGCUAGAUUUAGACUGUGGUGAAACUCUCAACCAACACCACUUCCAUGAGAUCAUGCACUUGAACUUAGAGGCUCUUCUAAUCAAUCUAGUAGCCCUCUAUGAUCAUCUGCACAUCCAAGAUUUUAUAGACUCCUUCCUUGACGCUUCAAAAGACAGCAUAGUCUAUUCCACUGAGAUGAUGCGCAAGACUAAGCAGGUAAGCAUACUGAGUAACUUGGACCCAGAGCUUCACAAUAAGAUAAUAGAUUCUGUGGCGCACACAGCACUAUGUCUUAUUGCUGAUGUUUUCCCUUUUCUUACUAAGGAAGACAGGCUCUUUGCAAGUGCAGUGGAGACCCUGUCCCACACCAUCUUGGGAUUUCUGCUGCUUUCCCUGUAUAGACAGCUUGCUGUCGCACGCACAGUAGCGGAUUUCUACAGACCAAAUGAUCUUUUUACAUUAUAUUUUUCUCUUGUUAAGACAGAUUGUCUCUACACUCUUUUUUCUCCAGCAGACCUUCGCAUACUUUUUGUGGCGAUUGAUAUGCAGAGCAUCAUUUUCCGCACGCUCAGCAGAAACGUUGAUGUUUUGAGAGAGACGACGGCAGCAUACAACGUACUCAAUCUUGUUAUUACAAGGCUGUGUAGAGGCACCCUACUCGCAGGUGAUGCUGAGGUAUCUGCGUCAAUCACGUCCUCCUGCGCAUCGCAACCCUAUCCACUCUUCCGCAAAGAGAAACGCAAUAGUUACCCCAUUACUGCAAGAAAGGUAUCUCAAAAAUCAAUUCUGGCUUAUCUUGAUAAUCUCUCUGCCACACUUUCAUAUGUAGCCCAGCGAGAGCCGUCUUCUGUGGAUGCCCAACUGCUUAUUCUAUCUGCUAUAGCCUCCCUUUUUGACUGCAUUGCACCCACUAGUGUACUGCAGUCUGAGGUUACCCAGAUUGAUGAGCUAGUUGACUUACGGAUUUAUCUUGAGUCUGGCCAUGAAGCAUACAGUGAAGUACUUUUAGAGGAGGCCAGCAAUCUGGUCAAAAAUAAAAUUAUUUUACUCUACAUCUUUAAAGAGCCUGAUGGCAAGCGAUGCAAUCCUCUGUUACUCUCUGCUCUCUCCACCGCUAUAGAGAGCGCUGAUGAGCGGCUCAAAAGGCUCGGGAUUUCUCUUCUUUAUCGGUGUAUGUUUGUGAUAGCCCUAAAGGGCAUCUCAGGAGAGGAGCUUUUCUCCUUCGCAUUCAGCCCCGAUGUCUGUGCACAUCUGCUUUCUGUAUUCACAAUUGAUACAGCAAAGGAGCUACUAGAGCCUGUGCUGGACGUCUUUGACAUUGGCUUGCAAUUUCUUUACGAGGUCGAAGCCAUGUCAACACAGAAACGAAGAGGACUGACAUCACUUGUGCAGUAUCAAACCAGUUAUCUAAAGAUGAUCACCACACUGACUGCUCUUAUCUCUAGAGACCACCUAAGCAUCACUGAGUCAUUCUAUCUCCGCCUCUCUUCAUUCCUCACCAGCCUUAUGAUUCUCUUCAAUCGUCUUAACCUAUUCAAAGAGUUUUCGGCCCCGUUUAGUGCCCUUGUCAAUGCCUUAAUUGAGACAGCUAUGCCCGACUAUCGACAGAUCCUGGGGACAAGUGACCCUUUACCCCUUCUCUUUUCGAUAGCAAAUACCCUCUACACAUAUCUUUGCAUGUGCAUGCAUGAGGAGACAUUUGCUAAGAUGCCAGACAAUAUCUCGAAGAAGAAGGGCUCCAAACGGCCUUCUGUUACUGCCCAUAACAUUACACACCUGGCCUUAUCCACACCCGUUGACGAAACCUCCAGUGAGAGAGCGGGGACAGUGGUUAUUACUGUAUGCACGAUCCUACUCAAUUGCUUCCAGAGCAUUUCAGAGACUGCACCCAAAAGUAACGACAUCUCGUUCAAAAAAGCCAUCUCAAUCCUAUAUAGUCUUUCUCAAUUUGGGUUUGCAGAAGCUGAUUGCGUGUAUAUUCUGCUCUACACAUAUGUUGGAACACUCUCGCACAUUGGUCUGCUACAGACGCCUGAUAAGGAUAAAGAAUACGAUUUACAAAUAAAGUGCGUCGUGCGCAUUUUCAAAGCAAUCAUUAAUGUUAUCAAGAAUCCUUGCCAUUCUAUGUUUAUUGAGGAGUCUUUAACGAAUGUUCUGCUCGUUAAUGGAAAUGAUUUUCUGGUCUUCCUUUGUGUCUGUUUGGCUGUUGCUGUCAGAAACCCGGUACUUUACAAAUCUCUUAUUCAGCCGUAUGAGGACUUAGCAAGAGAAAGUGAGGGCAACGCUGCAGUAUCACUGUGGCUCUCACUGUUUAGGUUAAUAAAGCGUGCCCGCAGUCUUACAGAUCUAGUCCGCUCUCUGGCGGAUAUGAGUCUGGAGGUGCUGCACUGUGUAUUCAGUCACCUUGUUCGCAAGCCAGCAGAGCAAACAUCAAUGUUUACAACUGGGCCUGGAAGAUACCUUCUUUCGUUGCUUUUGCACUGCUUCGCCAACAACUCCGAGAUGAGUGACAACGAAACGCCGGUAUCGUGCACAAACCCAAUACAAAAGCCCAAUGGGAACCACGCUCAGAUGGCAGCCGAGAUACUGGCCUUGAGCAUGCGUGCUGCACCUACGCAGGUGUCUGCCAUCUUGAUCAAGAAAAGCACAAUGUAUAUCCUAAUAUCAUCUUUUGAAAAGCUAGUUGCAGCUCUUCUGGAGAAUGAGUUGAAGAACGAUAGGCAUGAUUCGUUCAAUCAACCAGAUGACAAUCUAGACAAUAGGAGUAUGGCGGCUGGGACACUAGGAGAGAUCCUAUCGAUAUACGCCGACAUGGCUCUACUCCGCGAAUGUUCUAACAUAUUCCGUGAGUCAAAUAAUCAUUUGCUAGUGCUGAUUGCAGAGUUUCUUCAGCAGCUAACUCAGUACUAUAAAAGAUGCUUGGCAGGCAAUCAAGAGAGUUCCAUCCACGCGCCACUUCAAGCCAAAGUGGAGAAGUGUAUGACUUUGGCGGUCCUCACUCUCCGCAACGUCGUUAUCACAGCAGAGGAUCUAUCUUACAUAACAAUGAACAUCAAAGAAACUAAAGCUUACGUGCUUAUUAGCGGGAUGUACGAGUAUAUAACUCUGCAUACAAACCCGGGAGCAGACAUGGCAGGGCUCCCCGCAGCUACGGAAUACUUAACAAUAAUAAUCAUGCACUUAAUCACUCAAGCUGAGGACGCGGGCGCAGACCACCACGCUAUAACAUUGGUAAAAAGGUAUGCAUUGCAAUUGGAGCAAAAAAUGCAAAGCACACUGCAAAAGGAUAUUUGUGUGGAGGAAUGCUCCGCACUGCUUGGAGCACUGAACAUGCUACCCUAG